Molecule: messenger RNA, 1398 nt
Organism: Ogataea philodendri
Lineage: Eukaryota; Fungi; Ascomycota; Pichiomycetes; Pichiales; Pichiaceae
Exons: 1
Coding region: 1-1398 (465 amino acids)
Biological process (GO): regulation of transcription by RNA polymerase II
Cellular component (GO): NuA4 histone acetyltransferase complex; SWI/SNF complex
Molecular function (GO): chromatin binding
Source: RefSeq, a predicted model, not a curated record
AUGACCUCGGCGCCACAGGUUUACGGAGCAGACGAGAUCGACGCCAUUGUCGUUGAUCCAGGAACGUUUCAGACAAAGAUCGGAUACGCGGGCUACGAUUCGCCAAGUCUUGUUUUACCGUCGUAUUAUGGCGAGGUGGAUUUGGACGGCAACAAGAGACAGAUAUUUGACGAGAGUUUGUUGUUUCUGCCGCAGAAGGGGCUCGAGGUGAAACACAUUGUGGAAAACAACGCGAUUGUGGACUGGGACGGGUUUGUUGCGCAACUCGAGUACGUUUUCAAGAAACUGGACGUCAAACCUGAACAGCAGCCGGUUCUCCUAACAGAGUCGACAUUCAGCUCGUACGACAGCAAGGUAAAGGCCCUGGACGUGUUUUUGGAUACGUUCAAGUUCUGUGCGUUUUAUUUGGUGAAACAGCCAACCACGGUCUCGUUUGCACACGGCCGGCCCAACUGUUUGGUGGUGGACGUUGGCCACGACCUGGUCACCGUCACGCCGAUCGUGGACGGGCUGUGUCUCAAGAACCAGGUGAUGGGCACCAAAUACGCGGGGGCGUUUUUGAACCAGCAGCUCGAGCAGUUUCUCGCCGACAAGGGCAUCGAGCUGCGGCCGCACUACAUGAUUAAGUCCAAGAAAAUCGUCUAUUACGAAUCUCCAGCGUCCAAGGCGGAGUUCCAGGAGCGCAAGUACGAUUUCGAGGUGUCCAAAUCGUUCCACGAGUUUGCCAAGCUCAAGGUGUUGCAGGAGAUGAAGGAGACUUUGUUGAGUUGCAUUGAGGAGGAAGGAGACGAGCCAAAGGAGUCUGACGACCAAGUUCGCUGGUUUGAGCUUCCGGACGGGCUUGCUGUUCCGUUCACAAAGAAAGACCGUGCUGCGCUGAGCAACUCGUUGUUCUCGCCGCUCGAGACGCUGUCGACGCCGAUCACCGGCUUCGAGACCCCGGACGACGGAAACAUCAUCAAGAGACUUGGCCACGCCAACGAGACCUCCAGCAAAGAGUACGUUCCAAUGAGACGGGCGAAAAAGCCCGAGGAAGACAAAAUGGACGAGGACGUUGCCGAUGUCCAGGGCGGUAUUGGUCUGAUCAAGCUCGUGCAAACGGUGCUUGACCGGCUGGACAUCGAUCUGAAGCCGCAGCUCGCCAACAACAUCGUUCUUGUUGGCAGCACGUCGCUGGUGCCUGGUCUGAACGCCAAACUGCACUCGGAGCUGUCUCUGAUGAACCCAAGCUUGAAGAUCAGAAUCCACGCCGCAGGUAACACCAUCGAGAGACGGUACUCGUCGUGGGUCGGCGGUAGUAUCUUGUCGUCGUUGGGCACGUUCCACCAGCUGUGGGUGACCAAGGCAGAGUACGAGACCGUCGGUGCUGAGAAACUGAUCGUGAAUAGAUUUAGAUAG